ACCAUGCUUCUACGUACCAAUGUUGAAUACUGUUCGCCAUUUAUUGAUGUAGUUUGUUAUAUUGGAAAAAACGUAUCUCGAAAUUUUUUCAGUACUAUGUCACGGCGAUCCAGAUAUUUUGUAAAUGAAUACUGUGCGCGUGAAGAGGAGAUCGCUAACAACUUGGUAUUGAUACAACACGAUAUUGACAAUAGUCAAUGUGUCGCUAAAGAUAACCUACACAAGAUCGUACAACGUAUUGUUGACAAAGAACCACCUGAGCGUGCGGAAACUGAUGGUGGGCUAUAUGUUGGUGCGUCUGGUAUUUCUUAUGCAUUUAUGCGACUUGCCGAAUGUACCGCUUUGAAAGCCGAAAGCAGCAAAAAGUAUUUGUCACUGGCUGAAUAUUAUCUACGUUCAUCUUUAUCAAUGGUGCAACGUCGUGAAAGACGCUCCGGGACUGGCUUUCUUCUUGGUGAUUGGGGUAUUCUGGCAACGGGCGCAGUUCUUGCGGCCGCCCGAAAGGAUGAUGUAACAGCCAAUGAGUUGAUAAAAUGCUACAUAUCAACGGGAACACGUUGUAAAGAAGUAAACUUUCUGAAAUGUGGCUCGGACGAAUUUUUUGUAGGUCGUGCCGGUUUUUUAUAUGGUGCGCUGUGGUUGAAUCGCAUGAUGAAAAGAAUCGUUGUACCACUUGAUAUAAUGCACGAAAUCGCACAAACAAUUAUUGCUUCGGGUAAGACAUAUGUACGAGUGCAUAACAGUCCAUGUCCAUUGAUGUAUGCAUACUAUGGUACAGAAUAUCUAGGCGCGGCUCAUGGACUCUGUGCAAUCCUACAAAUCCUUAUACAGGUAUGUAGAAGAAAUUUAUACAGAUUUGAAUUAAUUAUUAAGAUAUAUGAAAAAUCAUGAAAAAAAUCAAUAAAUAAUGAUUUGUUUAUAUAAUGACAGGGAAUGGAAAGUUACUUUUUAAAACUAACUAGUUAUCAUUACUUGUUAUCGAGUUAAAAAAAUAACUAGUUACCGUUACUAGUUACUGAUUAAAAAUAACUCGUUACCAUUACUUAAAAAGUAAC
Molecule: messenger RNA, 1055 nt
Organism: Wasmannia auropunctata (little fire ant)
Lineage: Eukaryota; Metazoa; Arthropoda; Insecta; Hymenoptera; Formicidae
Product: lanC-like protein 3 homolog
Exons: 2
Coding region: 4-891 (295 amino acids)
Biological process (GO): peptide modification; carbohydrate metabolic process
Cellular component (GO): plasma membrane
Source: RefSeq, a predicted model, not a curated record